AGAUUACCGGCCAAAUUAUUGGUUGAAAAACCGCAAGAGGCGGUUAUGAUGUAAAUUGGACAAAUUGUGAGUUCUAGAAUUGACAAGAUAAAUAAGUAUUUGACUUGAAUGUUCAAUUCGAACACAACAAACCCCAAGUAUUUGUAUGCAAACAUUAAAAAGCGCAUUUCCUUCGACAUUUUUUCUUUUGAAGGCAGCAACCUUUGGCUGUGCUUGCCUUUUCCCGGUCGCCGUAAAUCUCAGUUUGAAAUCAACCAUUUUAGUCCUCGCUAGCCAAUUUUAUUCAUGUUAUUGCAGCCAACCAUACAUUGAUUUCUACCUAAACCAACAUGCGUUAGAAAACAUUGAAUGUAAGAAAUCCCCUUUUUAGUCGCGCUAACGUUCGCAAAGGCAACGUUAGCUUUAGCCGUGAUGCCUUCAUCGACAAUGGUAAACUCGACCUUUCUUUUUCCCGCUCGGGCAACAUCAUCAUCAAUCCCGGUGUCUUCGUGGGUUUCAUCUGCUCAGACCGUUUUGCUCUAUCCAAACAACCACGGCUGGGUUUGGAAAGAAAACUGACCGUUUAGAGAGGCGGAAUUCAGGCUGAAGUACGACAUUUCGAAAGGUCCAUGAAGGGGUCAUCGUGAUUAAGGACUCGCAGAUUUUUCACUUUUUUUGGGCUCAAUUUGGGGGGAAAAAAAUGUCUGACUGGGAAGAGGACGAAAACGAGCCUUUUACGGCCCAAUCCACGGGGACCGAAUGGAGGCCUCCGAGCGGCCCGACGCUCAGAGGCAAAAUUUCUUUCGGUGGACGGAACACAAGCAAGCUCGAAGCUUCGAGGUACGAGGGCGGAGGACGGCGCGAGAAGCGCAGUGAUGGCCGCCGCCCUUUUGCCCGGAGCCACGGGAGUCGACAACUUCAACUCGGGGCCGAAAAGUCCAAUUCAGCUGUCGUCGUAACCGUGGAACGUAGCCUGGUGGGGAGGAUAAUUGGGCGCGGAGGAGCUAAAAAACGUGAAUUGGAGGAGAGGACGGGCGCAAGAAUCAAGAUCGACGACGGCAAGAAUGAGGCCGAGGUGCUCGUCUUUGGACCAUCUUCUGCUCAGCAGAAGGCCAAAGAGAUGAUGGAAGAGCUGCUGGCCGGCGGGAAUCCUCCAUCCCGUGGGGGAGGUGGAAGAGGAGCAGCACCAGCAGCAGCAGCAGCAGCAGCAGCAGCAGGAGGAGGAGGAGGAAGUGUGUCGGUGUGGUCCCGUGCACAAUUACAGGUAGCGGACGUGACCCCGGCCCGUCCGGCCAUGGACUGGAGCGACAUUCGGGAGAACAUGCGCAAGUAUGAAGAGAUGAAAUGGAAAGAGCUGCCCCCCAUCAAGAAGAAUUUCUACACUGAGGCUGAGAGCGUUUCCCUCCUCACGGACAAACAAGUUCAAGAUUGGAGGAAAGAGAACAACAACAUAUUUGUGGACGACCUCGCCGACGGCGGCGAGAAACGGCCCGUCCCCAAUCCCUGCCGGAGCUUUCCGGAAGCUUUCGAAGGUUACCCGGAGAUCACGGACGCCAUCCGUCGGGUCGGCUUCGUCAAGCCGACUCCCGUCCAGUCGCAGGCGUGGCCGGUGCUCUUGAGCGGGGAGGACCUGAUCGCCGUCGCCCAGACCGGAACGGGCAAAACCUUGGCCUACCUGCUCCCCGGAUUAAUCCACAUGGACGGACAGCCCGCACCUCGAUCCGAACGCCAAGGGCCCGGGAUGCUGGUGCUGACUCCCACCAGAGAGCUGGCCUUGCAGAUUGAAGAGGAGUGCGGCAAGUACCGCUACAAAGGCUAUAAAAGCGUGUGCAUCUACGGCGGCGGCGACAGAAGGCUUCAGAUCCACCUGGUGAAGGGGGGCGUGGACGUCGUCAUCGCCACGCCGGGACGACUCAACGAUUUGCAGAUGAACGAAGUCAUCAGUCUGCGCUCUAUCAGCUACCUGGUGUUGGAUGAAGCGGACCGGAUGCUGGACAUGGGCUUUGAACCCCAGAUCCUGAAGAUUCUGCUGGACAUCCGGCCCGACCGACAGACCGUCAUGACGAGCGCCACCUGGCCCGCAGGCGUGAGACGUUUGGCCAAGUCCUACCUCAAGAAUCCCAUGAUGGUCUUCGUGGGCACCUUGGACUUGGCAGCUGUUGGUACGGUGCAGCAGACUGUGCUGGUGCUGCACGAAGAAGACAAGAAGUCCUACCUGUUGGGCUUCAUCGGGGACCUCCUGCCUGACGAGAAAGUUCUCAUCUUUGUUAGCAAGAAGAUCAAGUGCGAUGACCUGUCCAGCGACUUGUGUCUCCGAGGUCUGGCCGUGCAAAGUCUCCACGGCGACCGGGAGCAGUGUGAUCGGGAGGAGGCUCUCAAGGACUUUAAAGAUGGUCGCGUUCGUAUCCUGGUGGCCACGGACUUGGCGUCUCGCGGCUUAGACGUCCACGACAUCACGCACGUCGUUAACUACGACUUCCCGCAAAACAUCGAGGAGUACGUGCACCGCGUGGGCCGCACCGGACGAGCGGGACGCUGCGGAGUUGCCGUUACCCUGGUAACCAGAGAAAACUGGAGGAUGGCGCCGGAGCUGAUUCCCAUCUUGGAGCGGUCGGGCCAGGAUGUCCCCGUGGAGCUGCUGCAAAUGGCGCAAAGAUACGAGAAGCACGAGAGGGAGAAGGUGCUCCCGAAUCCCGGCGAUCGAGGCCGUCGAGAUGGACGACGUAGAGGCGGGCGGUUCUAGUCGAGCUUCUUCUUCUUCAGAAGCGAGACAGAAGCUGAAGCGUGAUGAUUUCAUUUAUGUUCAACCUGUAUUUUUUUUUUUUUUUUUUGAUUGAUUUUAGGGUCAGUUGAUGCUCAAGUUGCUUUGUUUUUUUUUUUUUUUUUU
This is a messenger RNA of Syngnathoides biaculeatus (alligator pipefish), 2866 nucleotides long. RefSeq names its product DEAD (Asp-Glu-Ala-Asp) box polypeptide 43 (gene ddx43). The record is from RefSeq and is a predicted model, not a curated record. Bases 680 to 2722 code for a protein of 680 amino acids. NCBI's taxonomy places the organism in Eukaryota, Metazoa, Chordata, Actinopteri, Syngnathiformes, Syngnathidae. Gene Ontology annotation, molecular function: RNA helicase activity; ATP binding; RNA binding. The transcript is spliced from 18 exons.